CUAAAUGAAACACACUGAUCCCAUUUCAUUCCACGCACGCAAGAUCCAAAAAGCCCUAAGCAAAUUUCCCUACAUUUUCUCUCAGUUUCAUAGUCGCCACAAGAAAGAAGAUGUGGAACCAGCCAUACGGGAAAACUGAUUUGGAGAGCGGCGCACGGCCUCUGUAUCCGAUGAUGCUGGAGAGCCCCGAACUGCGCUGGUCCUUCAUCAGGAAAGUCUACUCCAUCAUUGCCAUCCAGUUGCUCGUCACCAUCGUCAUCGGCGCCGUCGUCGUCACCGUCCGCCCUAUCGGCGUCUUCUUCGCCACCACCGGCACCGGAUUGGCUCUCUACAUCGUCCUCAUCUUCGUCCCCUUCAUCACGCUGUGUCCACUUUACUACUAUUACCAGAAGCAUCCCGUCAACUACCUACUCUUAGGGCUUUUCACUAUAUCUCUUUCUUUUGUUGUUGGAUUGAGUUGCGCCUUUACUAGCGAGAAAGUUAUUCUGGAAGCUGUAAUACUGACCGCUGUGGUGGUGAUUGGUCUGACUCUCUACACAUUUUGGGCUGCAAGGAGAGGCCAAGAUUUCAACUUUCUUGGCCCCUUCUUGUUCGGUGCUGUGCUAGUUCUUAUGGUCUUCGCUCUGAUUCAGGUUCUGUUUCCAUUGGGUAAGUUGUCUGUGAUGAUUUAUGGGUGCUUGGCGGCUCUUAUAUUUUGUGGGUACAUCGUAUAUGAUACAGACAACCUGAUUAAGAGAUAUUCUUAUGAUGAAUUCAUUUGGGCUUCGGUCUCCUUGUAUCUGGACAUCAUCAAUCUCUUCCUCUCUCUGCUCACUAUUUUUAGAGCCGCUGAUAAUUAGAUGAUUGUAUCAUAUACUGCUUCCUAGCCUGCAAAUUGUCAAAUUGUUUACUCUCUCUGGGAGAUGAGGGUGGGUUCUGAGAAAACAGAUUCAUAUUAUUAAUAAAAUCUUUGGGGCUCACUCUUGCAAGGGGUACAGUGUGUACAAUGGAUAAUUGUCAAAGUUGUUCAUAAAUAGUUUGUUAACAAUGAAAUUUUGCUCUUUGUAAC
This is a messenger RNA of Vigna radiata var. radiata (mung bean), 1048 nucleotides long. RefSeq names its product protein LIFEGUARD 2. The record is from RefSeq and is a predicted model, not a curated record. Lineage: Eukaryota; Viridiplantae; Streptophyta; Magnoliopsida; Fabales; Fabaceae. Gene Ontology annotation, cellular component: membrane. The transcript has 4 exons. Bases 111 to 839 code for a protein of 242 amino acids.